Molecule: messenger RNA, 2097 nt
Organism: Ictalurus furcatus (blue catfish)
Lineage: Eukaryota; Metazoa; Chordata; Actinopteri; Siluriformes; Ictaluridae
Gene: sult4a1
Product: sulfotransferase family 4A, member 1
Exons: 7
Coding region: 98-952 (284 amino acids)
Biological process (GO): sulfation
Cellular component (GO): cytoplasm
Molecular function (GO): sulfotransferase activity
Source: RefSeq, a predicted model, not a curated record
ACAACCGAGACUAAGCUACGUGAUCUCAAAUGCAUCUUUUUCUCUAUAAACACAAAAGGAAUUAAUUGCAUUGACAUCCGACUCCUUGGCUGUGAAGAUGGCAGAAAGCGAGGUGGACACGCCGAGCACCCCGAUAGAGUACGAGAGCAAAUACUUCGAGCAUGAUGGAGUUCGCCUUCCUCCGUUUUGUCGAGGGAAGAUGGACGAGAUCGCCAACUUCUCCCUCAGAAGUAGUGACAUAUGGAUUGUUACUUACCCGAAAUCAGGUACGAGCCUGCUGCAGGAGGUAGUGUAUCUUGUGAGUCAGGGGGUGGACCCAGAUGAAAUUGGACUCAUGAAUAUUGAUGAGCAACUUCCAGUGUUGGAGUAUCCUCAGCCUGGCUUAGAUAUUAUUCAGGAGCUGACAUCACCCCGCCUGAUCAAAAGUCACCUGCCGUACCGCUUCCUCCCCACGGCCAUGCAUAACGGCGAGGGGAAGGUUAUCUACAUGGCCAGGAAUCCUAAAGACCUGGUGGUCUCCUACUACCAGUUUCACCGCUCUUUAAGAACCAUGAGCUACCGUGGAACCUUUCAGGAGUUCUGUCGCCGCUUUAUGAACGACAAGUUAGGAUAUGGCUCCUGGUUUGAGCAUGUGCAGGAAUUCUGGGAACAUCGCAUGGACUCAAAUGUCCUCUUUCUAAAACAUGAGGAUAUGUACAAGGACCUGGCUACGCUGGUGGAACAGUUGGCACGGUUCCUGGGUAUCUCGUGUGAUAAGGCUCAGCUGGAAAGCAUGGUGGAGAGCUGCAAUCAGCUUAUUGAGCAGUGCUGUAACUCAGAGGCUCUGUCCAUCUGCAGGGGUCGCGUGGGCCUGUGGAAGGACAUCUUCACUGUGUCCAUGAACGACAAGUUUGAUGCUGUGUACCGACAGAAGAUGGGGAAAUCUGAUCUUACCUUUGAUUUUGUUCUGUGAGUGAACCACAUGGCGAUCAGGACUCAACCAAUCAGACCAACCUGCUCAGCUUGACACUGUCUGCACUUGCUUGAAUGGCCCCUUAUACACCUUCCACUUCUUCACCCUCCUUUCCCUUCCUUCCCAAUUUCAUCUCCAGCCUGACUUAGCUUAUGUGUUUAAAAAAAAAAAAAAAAAAAGUUGCUCCUUGGUAGAAGAAUUGAAUCAGCACAUGUAACACUGCAAAGGUAAAUUUGAUCCAAAAUCGAUAUGUAAAGAUAUUUUCCACCCGGAGCUUCAUCAUCAAGUGUGUUUGCAGCGUGUUUGUGUAAUACAGUGCAUCAGCAAUGCUUUAAUGCUUUAGCCUGGUGACAAGUGUGAGUAAAAUGCUCGGUGCAUUACAUAUUGUAUAGAGCUCUUCUUAUAGUACCCAUUUAUGAAAUGUAUAUUUAUCAAAUAUGGGAAAUACGUCAUUUAUAUUCUAUAAACUAAAACCUCAUUACAAAGUCUGAGAGAUGUUCGGAAAUGUUUCCAACGUUUGCUUGAUUUCUUAGCUUUUCGUAAAAAAAAUAAUUUGAUGACAAGAUGAUAUAUUGUAUACGCAUUCAGCCAAUCACAGGUGUGUGUCCUAGCACUGAAAGUUUUGACAGAUUGAAAUAUUUGUAAAGUCAAUCAUCUUUGUUUCUUAGUUGUGUUCUGAGAAUAUUGAUACACUGAUAAAUAUCGUUUAUGUUUGCUGAACUGAACAGUAUAACAGAUUAUGUUUCUACACAUGUGCAUGCAUACUUAGCAGUUUAUAGUGUGUGUGUGUGUGUGUGUGUGUGCGUGUGUGUGUGUGCGUAUGAGUGGCAUCAACACUUUUAAGCAAUAUUUUAUCAUUUACAGCAGCCUGGUAUAUUGUGCAAGCUCUGUGUUGAUAGAGUCAGGAUAAUGCUUUCUGCUUCAAGUUCAGCAUCUCCAGUUCAAUUCCAUCAUGUGUAUAAAAGAUUAGGACAGACAGCGCGGGGGUGGACAAAUAAUUAAAUUGAUUAGCGAGUCACUGGGCAAGUAAAAGCGCUGGUGUGCUACCCAGUCAAAGGUUUCGAUUCCCCAGUAAUUUAACUGGUUAGGCUAAAAAGUUGUAGCUAACAUGAUGCAAUAAAGUUUGGAGUGCUAGUUCACAGGCC